Molecule: messenger RNA, 1444 nt
Organism: Caenorhabditis elegans
Lineage: Eukaryota; Metazoa; Nematoda; Chromadorea; Rhabditida; Rhabditidae
Gene: wdr-12
Product: Ribosome biogenesis protein WDR12 homolog
Exons: 10
Coding region: 9-1328 (439 amino acids)
Biological process (GO): maturation of LSU-rRNA from tricistronic rRNA transcript (SSU-rRNA, 5.8S rRNA, LSU-rRNA); maturation of 5.8S rRNA from tricistronic rRNA transcript (SSU-rRNA, 5.8S rRNA, LSU-rRNA); ribosomal large subunit biogenesis
Cellular component (GO): nucleoplasm; preribosome, large subunit precursor; nucleus
Molecular function (GO): ribonucleoprotein complex binding
Source: RefSeq, marked reviewed
AUCGAAAGAUGGACUUGGCGGAUUUAAUGGAAGUGGAAAACGGUGAUCACUCAAUCAAUCAGAAGCACGUUCAAAUCACCUUUUUCAGUAAAGAUGAAGAAAUUCCGCAAAUUCCGGAUGCCGUCUUUGAUGUUCCGACUGGAGCAGAAUGUGAUGAUAUGAAUCUUCUAUUGAACAAGACUAUUGAAGCCAAUGAUGGUGCAUGGAAAGAGCGGCGAUUCGAAUUUCUGGUUGGUGAAACGUUUUUGCGCACGAGUCUAGCUGAAUUCAUCGAGGAAUACGAAGUGGAAACGGAAACAAUCCUUAAAGUGGAAUGCGUAAUUGGAAUUGAAGCUCCAAAACCACUUCAUGAUAUCCAAGCGCCUGAUUGGGUUUCUUCGGUACAAAUCGCAAACGGCCACAUUUUCUCAACAACCUACGGAGGAGACAUUGUAAUUGUGGAUCGUAAAGGAAAAGAGACAAAGUUGGCUGUUAAUUCAGCAAAUCGUCUUUUAAAGUGCAUCUCAAUCGUCAAAGCACCAUCUAAGAAAAAUCAAUUGGACGGUACAGAAUUUGUGGUCGGCGGUGAAAAUCAACUGCUGACUCUCUAUGCAAUUGAAAAAGGAGCACUUGUUGAGAAGCUCAUCCUUCGUGGUCAUGAACGUGCCGUCGAAUGUGUUUCAGUCAACUCGGAUUCGACCCGUGCGAUUUCUGGAUCAGUCGACACAAAUCUCAAAAUUUGGAACUUGGAUGCAUCUGAUGAAGCAACAACAUAUGAGAAAGAAGAAGAAGAAGAAAGUGCGAAGAAACGCCGAAAGAAAGAAACCAAAACUAAAGUUCCGAUGGUUACGAUUGGAGGGCAUCGUGACAAAGUAUCCGCAGUCGAAUGGUGUCCAUGGAAUUCUGGACACGCAUUUUCGUGCUCGUGGGAUCAUACUAUUGUUGAAUGGGAUUUGGAAUUAGCUGGUGAAAUUUCGCGGAUCAAAGGACCCAAAUCAUUCACAAGCAUUGAUCUUCAUCCGAAGAGUGAUCUUCUCAUCUCCAGUUGUACUGAUGCUAUUCCAAGACUUUAUGAUCCAAAAAAUAGAGAUGGAAGUAUGGUUAAACAAUCAUUCAUUGGACAUCAAAAUGGAUGGGUUGAAGCUGUCAAAUGGAAUCCGUUGGAUACAAAUCAAUUUGUUAGUGUUUCCACCGACAAAACUGCGAAAAUGUGGGAUGUAAGAUCCUCAAAGUCUUCAUUGUUCGACAUUCAUGGACACGAUGAUCGUAUUUUGUGUGCCACGUGGAAUGAAGGACUAAUUGCAACUGGAUCCGCAGACUGCACAAUCAAAAUCUUUGAGACUGCUUGAUUUGUUUUGUUUUUUGUUAUUCUACAAAUUCUUAUAUUGUUUUUUUUUCUAUAUACCGCGUUUUCUAUUUGUUGAUUUUGAUUUUUUGUUGAACUUUUUAUGAAGUUAUCCACUUG